This is a messenger RNA of Racocetra persica, 853 nucleotides long. The record is from the annotation of a GenBank genome assembly. NCBI's taxonomy places the organism in Eukaryota, Fungi, Glomeromycota, Glomeromycetes, Diversisporales, Gigasporaceae.
CGUUACUAGCUCUUCAAGUAAAGGAACUAGGGAUACGGUUAAUAGCCAAAAAUUAAAUUUUGAAUCACUUGACAAUUUGAUGGCUGACCUUGGAGAUAUUAUUGGUCAUAAAAAACAAAACUCUAUAGAACGGAUGAAAUCCGAUUAUGAAUUUCAACUAGCUACUUUAAAAAAACGAGUACAUGACCUAGAAUCCGAACUAGCGGAGAGUGUAAAUUCCAAUGGAAACAGCCGAAUACGUAGUCUUGAAAACCAAUUAGAAGAAUUAUUGAAAAUAAAUGAUCAACAGAAGUCUCAACUGGUACUAUUGGAAAAAGAAGUUAUUAAAUUAAAUGAUGAACGUCAACAGCAACUAGAGAUUACCAAUGAUGUGAAAAAAGAGGCAACGUCUUUAUUAGAAGAAAUCAAAAAACUUUCGAUGAAAAAUGAAGAACUAUCUUCAGAAAAGGAACAUGACAGUGCCAAAAUCAAAUCUUUGACAAAAGCAGACUACUUGGAACGUCAAACUGAAUCCAUAGUUCAGGCAAUUCAAACGCUUCUAGGUUCUAUUCGAAAUGGGUCGUAUGUUAAUGAACUUUCCGAAAAUAUCGCCAAUAUUGUCACGAUCGUUGCUAGUGUUAUUUCAACGUGUCAAAACUUUUUUGGAUCAUCAUCUGGUGGUCUUUAUCGUUUACGUGGAGACCCUAUACUAAAAGAUCUGGAGAAUGGUGUUAACAAAUUGGGAGAGAUGCGAGAAGCAAUAAAAAAUGAUGGUGAAAGUUUUAUGAGCAAUAAGGUUUCUAAGCAACGACUUGCUAGUGCAUCUUUUGACAUUGCCAAAUUUACAAAAGAGUUAGUGGGGUUAUUUGAAUAA